ACUAGAGGGUUAUGUGUGAACAAGUUGCACAGUGACAAUGAAUCAUAACAGCGUGAUGUGGCCUUACUUAGAGUUGGCAGACGUUAUGUUAAAACUGAGAAAUUUAGAGGAAAUAAAAGAAUGUGUGCACAAUAUUGUGGAGAGAAUUGAUUCGAUCAAGAAGAAAGGUGAAUUGUGGAUUGAAGAAAAGGAAACAUCAACUUUCAUAGACAUCAAACACUACAUCACUGAGAAAACAUUAGAAGUUGUACAAAGUUUAAUUUCUAUAACAAGCAGUACAAUUCAAAAGUUUGUAGACUCACCUUCAGAACAAGCUGACACAGAUGCAUUUAAUGUUUUAAACUCUAGUUCUAUUGAUUUAGAAAGUGAGAAAUUUCAAGAAACAUUUCGUGAGUUAGAUUCGUGUGUUACGUUACAACGAAACAUUUUAAAGAGGAUUCAUCAACAACUACAAGAUCCACAAACACUCAAGCAAAAAGUGGAUGAUGAUUCUGCAUCAAAUUUGAAGGUCAUGGAAACGUUUGAAGGGAAGCUCAAUGAGUUCAAAGUUCAAUCUAAACAUAAGGUGAAGGCCGCUAAUACUUUCAGGUCACAUCUACAAAGUCAAUAUGAGAGUUUGUUAAAAGAAAUAUCGGAUAGUCAAGUCAUGGACAAAGAGCAAGAUACAAAAAUUGAGCUUAUGGCAGUGAAGACAGGAUUCCUGGUCAAGAAUCAAGAGGACAUAAAUAAAUACAUUGAGGCUAUCUUACAUGAACAAGGAGACUUCAGCUAUCACAUGGAAAACGCCUUGCAUAAACGUGUUUCCUGGGAAUUACUUUGUAAAGAGACUGGUAAUCUGAGUGUGAAGUGUUUUAAAGACUGUCCUCAUAUUAUAGGUCAUCAUGAACAGCAAAUAUCAGAAGGUGGAGAGGCUGACCUAUAUAUACAUUUGGAAAGCUGUAAAAAAAAUCCAGGUCAUACCAAGUUCGUACCUAUUGAUACUUUCACUCUAGAGCAUCUACCUGAGAUUCACCGUUACAUUGACUUAUAUGCAUUGAUUAGGUCUGCAGCUGACCUGACAGUGAGAGUGAGUGUCACUAUGACGAGUCCAGACAGACCAGAGUUCUGGCCAAACACAAACAUCCCAUAUUUUUUGUAUCACGUGAGAGAAAGUGAAAGUCUAAGAACAGGAAGCGGAAGAGUCAGCAGAGUUGUGAAAGGGAAAGAAGAAAUGUGUCAGUGUACACAAUGCAAACUCUCAGCCAGCCCAAACAAAGAUUGGUGGACUAUCACAGUAUGGACAGCGGCCAGUUUAGUGUUUGACGAGACUGAGGCGAAUCACACGAGCUUGAGAUUCUUUUACGACAAGACAGAUAACCCAGAGAUCACUGUCACAGUUGUCGUUCGUGAGCUGCUCAAAGACGUUAGCGUAGACUAUUGUGUCUUUGACUGCGUGACUUGUGACAAGACUCUUGUGGACAAACUUGAGCCACUGGUACAAAAAUGUGACGAUCUUUACCUCAAAGUAAACGAGAAGUACAAAAAAACGAAAGACAUUCAUCAGUUGAUGUUCAUUGUGUCACACCCGCACGGAUGUACUAAAAGGUUGAGUAUUGGCCGAUGGCAGAAGAAAUACUUAAUGGGAAAUCGUUCUAAGAAAUAUACUUACUUCACGUGUACAUGUCCAGGUAGCAGUGGAGCCAGUGUCUAUUGUCUAGGCCCGGGGUCGGCAACCUGCGGCUCGCGAGCCACAUGCGGCUCUUUGGAUGUGAAGCUGCGGCUCUUUCGUUCCAUACGCAAAUAUUAUUUAUUUUAUCGAAAUUUUUUUUCUCAAAAAGUUCUGAAUCGUUUAACGAGGAUUAGGAACUGAUUCUAUCUUCAGCCACUUGUAGUCGCUUUUCACCACACCACCCAUUACACGCGUCGUCACUGUAAUCAGUCCGUCGGAAGCUCUUGAAUGACGCCGUCGUCUGAUGCUUCUAUGUACGCUUUAAUUCGCUUUUGGCUGUGACGUAUAGUUUAUUGUUUCAGGUAAAUGAGUUAGAAGCGAUGAGCUGAAUGUUAAACCACAAGGAAAUAGAAACCCAGCUGAUGUUAGGGUAGAAGAUUAGCCUUCUUUUGAAAAAAAAAUUAUUGCAGAAGAGCGGUAAGUUACUUUUUUAUUAAAUGUCUAAAGAAAUAUCGCGAUAAUAUCAGUGCAACUGUUGACACGAAUUACUUCAGCAGUUACAAAAAAUAAAUAAUUCAAAGAUGAAUUUGUUGACAGUUUUCUAUGACAGUUAUAAAGAAUUACAAACUAACAAACUCAUUCUAGCAUUACUAGUAAAUCAACACAUAUAGUAACGGAAUCCACAUUGAUCCAUUUGAAAUUGAUACUGGCUUUCUAGAAAUGCCAUUGAUUGAAAGUAAAACUUUGUGGAUUUGAAUAUUUAAAGAGUUGAAAAGCAAGUUGGAAGAGUUGUAAGUCCAGAAAUGCAUGUACGUAACGCAACAAGUGGACAUUUUUAAAAAAUGCCGCGAGUUGAUUCGGCGCAAGGAAUAAUCUUCCCGUUUGCAACAUUGAGGUGAAGAUGUUGGCAUAUCGAGUGCUUAUUCGGAUCUACAUAUUCGUCCGAGCAAGCGUUCUUUUGCAUGAUAUUAUUAAAAGUAAGAAGUCAACAAACAAAUGAAAAUUUAGAGUCGUGUUUGAAACUAAAAACAAUAAGUUAUGAGCCAAAUGUAUACAAAAUUUCUAAAACCAAAGCCAUCGCUCCCAUUGAAUUUGUUUGCUUAAUUGCUUGUUAUUGAAGUACAAGUUAGUGUAACAAAUAAAAUGUUUAACUGCUUUAUUGGCUACCAACAUAAACAAAACUAUUAUCUAAUAAUGCCAUAUAUAUAUAUAUUAUCUACCUUUGCUGUGAAAACACUACUUAGGCCUAUAUAUGAAUAAAUAAAUAUUUUGUCUUUUGAAAAGAUUCUUUUUUUUUUCAUAAAAACAAUAGUAAUGUGAGUACUAUGUGUUGUUGGCAAGAAAAAAAAAAAAAAGUGGCUCUUUCAAAUUUAAAAAUUUUGUAAAUUGUAAUUUUUGGCUCUUCCGACUC
Molecule: messenger RNA, 3059 nt
Organism: Biomphalaria glabrata
Lineage: Eukaryota; Metazoa; Mollusca; Gastropoda; Planorbidae
Exons: 8
Coding region: 38-1849 (603 amino acids)
Source: RefSeq, a predicted model, not a curated record